Molecule: messenger RNA, 1305 nt
Organism: Vicia villosa (hairy vetch)
Lineage: Eukaryota; Viridiplantae; Streptophyta; Magnoliopsida; Fabales; Fabaceae
Product: zinc finger BED domain-containing protein RICESLEEPER 2-like
Exons: 4
Coding region: 1-1305 (434 amino acids)
Molecular function (GO): protein dimerization activity; DNA binding
Source: RefSeq, a predicted model, not a curated record
AUGUCAAAGUUAGCAAAAUGCAAGCAAUGUGGCUCCUUGAUCGAGUAUAAUGGUGGAACAAGCGUGAUGCUAGCUCAUUUCAAAAGAUGUUGUGUUAAUCCAGAUAAUGUGGUGAAUGGGACGAUGCAUGAACCAUCUUCAAGCUCAAUGGAAAAUAGGGAAGAGGUUGUUAAUUUAUCCCCCUCGGUUCCCAAAUUUGACCAAGUAAGCCGAAUGGACUUGACAAAAAUGUUUGUAGCCAUGGAACUUCCGUUUCAAAAGGGUGGGUUGAAAGAAGUUGAUGAAUCGGUUGUAAGAAUUCGUGCAGCGGUGAGGUAUGUGAGGCGUACUCCUUCGAGGUUUCGGAGAUUUAAGAAAUGUAUUGAUCAUGAAAUAAUUGGAUAUAAAGGUUAUGUUCCGAGAGAUUGUGACACUCGGUGGAACUCAACAUAUCUAAUGUUGAAGGGUGCAUUAAAACAUUACAAGACUUUUACAAAGUUAGAAUUCAGAGAUCGGAAAUAUUUUAGCGAAAUAAGUAAGGACAAAGGAGUGCCUAGACCAGAAGAUUGGGAGCAUGUUGAGUUAAUACUUCCAUUUUUGAAAAUAUUUAAUGAAGCUACAGAGCGCAUUUUGGGAUCUUCUUAUGUGACAAGCAAGAAGUAUAUGCUUGAGGUUUUCGGUGUUGGAAGAAGCAUUCUGAAAAUGUGUUAUUCAGAAGAUGAAAAGGUAAGAUCAAUGGCUAUAAAGAUGAAGGCAAAAUACAAUAAAUAUUGGGGAAAACCUAACCACCUUAACAUGUUGUUGUUGAUUGCAAUGGUACUAGACCCUCGAUGUAAAAUGAAGCUUGUGGUAUCGAUGGCAGCUAGGAUUUAUGAUAGUAGUGAUGCAGAAUAUUUGAAAACCAAAUUGGAUUCACAUUUGAAGUCUAUUUUUGAAGAAUACUCUGGUAGGGAGAUGUCUCGUCUAGGUAGUUCAGUCAAUCUAUUAAGUGGUUUUAAUGUAGUUAAUGAUCCGUACCAUUGCGCUGAAUUCUAUCGAUAUCCAAUACUUGCAAGCAUUGCACAAGAGGUUUUAGCCAUACCGAUAUCCAGUGUAGCCUCUGAAUCUGCUUUUAGUAAUGGAGGAAGGUUCCUUGACACAUAUCGUAGUUCUUUAACAGCGGCUAGUGUGGAAGCACUUAUUUGUACUAAAGAUUGGCUCAAAGGAGUAGUUCCAUCUUUUCUUAGUAUUGAGGAUCUCGAUGAAAUUGAUCGAGUUGAGGAUGAACUACAUUCUACGCCGGAUGCUGGAAGUUGCUCAACUUUUGUGUCGGUUGUUGAUUAUUGA